Molecule: messenger RNA, 1728 nt
Organism: Nematocida ausubeli
Lineage: Eukaryota; Fungi; Microsporidia
Exons: 1
Coding region: 1-1728 (575 amino acids)
Cellular component (GO): membrane
Source: RefSeq, a predicted model, not a curated record
AUGCCAAGAAAGGAAGGGAGCGUAGCACAGUGGGUUUUAUUCCCAGCUGGAGCAGGAUAUUCAAUAUGCAUGGCCCUAAAGGGUAAACUAGGUCUAAAUGAGAAUAUUCUCAAACAGAUAUUCAUGCCAUGCAAUUACGCAGUGUCUUGUAUAAUUAUUUUGGCUCUAAUUUUAGUCACUGACAAAAAGUCAGUUAGUAAACUGAAAAAGAUAUACAGUAGUAUAUUUGUGCUGUCUGCAGUAUAUAUCAUGGUAGCCAGAUUAUUCCCAGAUAGUUUCAUUAAUAGAUGUGCUACAAUUGCACAGCACUAUAUAACAGUCUAUUUCAUCUGUGGUUCUAUUUUCGCAUGGGAAAGACUGCCACUUAUUUCAAUGCUUUCAAAGGAGAUUUCUCCUAAUACGCACUGGGACUUCAAGGUAGGAUAUGCCGUGUUGAAUGUAGCCAUAUACUCUACUCAUACGUAUUCUUUACACUUUUUCAACAGUCAAUUAGAUCUAUCCAUCUGUGACUAUGGAUAUUUCGGGUGUAUGUCUGUCUUCUACAUGGCAAAUACACUCAUUGGUCCAUAUGCUGAGAGAAAUAGAGCAACAAAAAAGACAACUAUUUUUCUGACUUUGGCUUCAUCCUUUGUCUAUACACUAUUCUUGGUGAUUCGUGUUUUAAGCAAAGGUUCUGUCCCAAUGAUCCCUAUAUAUGCCCUGUUUGCUGUUUAUCUUGUCUUACUUUCUGCUAUUUUUCCGUUAUAUGAUGUUCUUGUUUUGAACCAUUUAGAAAAAGAAUAUAAAGAGAUGGAACUGGCUGAGAGGAAGGAAAUAUUCACUCGUAUUAGACUAUGGGCAUCGAUUGGUCAUGCUAUCUCAGGCAUGGUUAUUUCAUAUCUUUAUAAGACACUUGUUGCUAACCCUACUGCUAUCUCCAAGAAAGAUGUACCAUUUGAGCUUUUUGUUGUUCUGAUUGUUGUCGUUGUAUGCAGUGCUGUUUGUUUUGCAGGAAUUGUCCAUAGAUCCCUUGAGGAGAAAACGGAUAUUUCAACGAGUUUAUUUAAGAAAAAAACCGUUGUAAAAGAUGUCACUACGCAGGCUGUAGAGGUAUCUGAAGAAGUGAAGAAACCUCAGAACCUUCUGAGGGACCCAAAUUUCCUCUUUUUGAUCUUUGUCAUCACUGCAAUUGGAGUCACAAGAGGGAUUUCUUCUCACUAUUUAGUCACUUACCUCUCAGUUUACUUUGAAGUUGAAUUUUCCAAAGUCACUUCUAUCUUGUGCAUCAGAACUUUCAGUGAAAUGUGCAUUCUUUACUACAGCAAGCACCUUCUUAGGUUCUUUGGUUACCAUUGGCUGCUUCUUUUUUCUCUUUUGGCUGCUACCUUGAGAGACUUUAAUUACGCCUUGCUUCCAAACAGGUAUACAAUACUUUUUGCAACAAUUAAUGAAAUGUUUAAGGGAAUUAGCUCAUCCUGCCUUAUAUUUAGUGCUGUAAAUAUAGUAGAUGAACUUGCUGAUAACAGCAACAAAGCCGUUGCUCAGACAUUUUACAGUGGAUUUUAUAAUGGAAUAUCCAUUAUGGUUUCUUCUCUUCUGAGUAUUGGAAUUAUCAGGUGGUUUAAAGACUUUAGGUCACUUUUCCAUGCAUCAUCCACAAUUGGGUUUAUAUGCAGCUCCAUUGUCAUUAUAAAAUACGGUUUCAUCGAUAGAAAACUGCAGCUCAGAAAGAGAGAAAAUAUUAAGUGA